UACUUGUACUUUUACUCAAAUAUCCCUUUUAGGUACUUUAUACAAGACUGGAUGUGCAAAACAUCAAAUUUACAUGGAGUGGAAAUAUAUGUACGUGUUGUAACACAAACUAAUAGAAGAGAGACAUAAGGUUACAAUAACCAUAACAUCAACUGCUAUUAAGAUUAAUAUCCAUAAUAGUAUUAAUGAAGAUGAUGUGAAAACAUUUGAAAGGCAAAGAGGAAGAUGACAACAAACACACCUGUUUUUCUCCAUCACAGGGAAGCAAAACAGUCACUCUCUCAUAAACUUCGUUUAAUUAUUAUCAUUUUGUUUCCCCUUCAACUUGUCAUCUCCUCUCAUCAUGUAAUAAUUUGCCAUCACUGCUCUAAAGCAGACACACUUUAAUUCUUAUUUUCCGUCUGUUGCUGACAUGCUAAAAUGAGCCUAAUAGGUUAAAUGUUUUAAAAAGACAAUAAAACAGACGGGUGGUUGUAGUUACGAACAUAAACAUAGUGUAACACUGGGUAUAAGUGCAUGUUUUCAUUUCUGUAUUUGGUCGAAUUUGGUAACCUCUGGCAAUGCUUUGAAUUGGAGUUGCAGUAACCAUUUUCAAUACUAAAGUACAGAGACCCAUAGACUCUUUAUGUGGCCACAAAAUAGGUAUAACUUGCACACAAAUACUACUUCAUAACAUUAACAUCAUGAAUUACCUUGAGAGCUGCGUAAGCAAAACAUUGCGUAAGAAGGCUGGAGCUACACAAGACAUGUGAGAGAUUUUUAUUUUAGGCUGGGAAUGAGUUACAAAGACAUUCUCAAUGCCUGGCACUGCAAGCAUUCAUGAUUACCAAAAAUUAUUUCCGAAUUAUUACACAAAUUAAUCUUUUGUGCACAUGUUCUACGUAUUAUGGGGCCACAACUAAUAUUUCAUGUGCAUGUUAAAGCUAUUUCAUGGCCAUGAAUACAAGUUUUUUUCCCCAUGUCAUAUCUGGGGCAAUAUAAGUAAAGAAUCUGCCAUUGUAACAUUUUUGUUUUGUUUGUUUUUCAAUGACUAUUAUGAGUGUGCCCCUUUAUUCACUUAAGCCCCUGAAAUGACUGUACACGCCACUGCCCGCUUGAACAUACCUGUACGUGGAGCUUAAGGUUGAACCUCACGUAUCCAGUGAGGUUUUAGUAAGUCCAGUAAAUCCUUUAUACUGUGAUAAAUAUAAAAUAAAAGAAACAGUUUUUUAAGCGUCUCUGUAGUUCACUUUUGGUUCAGUUUCACUCUUUGUAUCCCAGUUUCACUCCUACUGUGAUAAUAUUUCCACUCGAGUGAUGGAGUUGAUUGCAAACACCUGCGUGUGUUGAUCAGCGGCGACACGUGCGCGCUCUUGUUGAUCUCGAGCUCUCGGCAGAGAGUGUCUUCAUGUGUUGACUAGUGCCGUUGUUUAUAUAAUGGAAAAACCAACGCUGAUAUCAGCUGCCCUUCGUUAUUUUCGCACCGUUGUCCUCCUUCUGCUGGUCACCCACAGCUGCCCGCCGGUCUCGUCCGCUCCGGCUGCCCCCACUGCUCUGCGCAGCCUGGGCGAGCUCAGCUACCCGUACAGCAGCAUCUUCUCCCCGCUGCUCAAGGCGCUGGCGGAGCACGGAGGCCCGAGCUGGAGCCCAGGUCUGAAGAAAAAGAUGAAACCCGAGCACAGGUACAUGAAAUAUCUGACCGAGGUUUACAAGAAGUCCUCCAGAGUGCCGAGGAGUCUGGACGGGAGCAAAAUCUACAACACAGUCCGACUGAUCAAGCCACAAGAUGAGUGUCUAGCAAAGAGUAACAAAGAAAGUUAUAUGCAGGAUCUUUCCUUCAGUCUUGAUCAAGUAAGAAGAAAAGAACAGCUUUUAAAGUCAGCUCUGCUGUACAGUUUGGAUGACAACCGCGCAGCACCCAUUAACUCUGUUUGCUACCUCAGUGUCAAGGAGCAGGAGCAGUCAAACCAGCGUCGGCUGUGUCCUGUCGUCCACCACGCUGUGAACUUUACAGCUGAUGGGAGGAGCAAGAAGAACUGGGUGGAGGUUGACGUCACCUCUUUUGUCAAGCCUCUCUUAAAGUUUCAGAAGAAGAACAUACACCUGUUCAUCAAUGUCACCUGCCCAGAUGAACAAAGAGUCAGAAGCGAUGGGCAUAAAGGCACACUGGAGUUGAGUCUGAGGCCCCCCCCUCUGCUGCUCUAUCUCAAUGACACCAGCAAAAUCACUCACCAGAGGUCAUUGGGCAACGCUAAACCGGGUGAGAGGGCGAGCACUGCAGCGACCACAUUUCACAAGCAGAUGGUGCUCAAACCAGUACAGAGGUUUGGGCGCAAGAGGAGAUGGAAGAGACAAUCUCUCAAGAACAAACGAGGUGAUAAAAGCCUGGACAUCCACCUGCCUGAGCUUCUCCCCAGCUCCGAGUUCCCAACAAGUGAUUGUGCCUUGUAUGAUUUCAGGGUGCGAUUCAGCCAACUCAAGCUGGAUCACUGGAUUGUUUUUCCUCCCAAGUACAACCCCAGAUACUGCAGAGGCAUCUGCCCGAGGACCAUGGGCUUCAUCUACGGCUCACCCGUCCACACCAUGGUGCAAAACAUCAUCUACGAGAAGCUCGACUCCUCCGUGCCCAGGCCCUCAUGUAUUCCCUCACACUACAGCCCGCUGAGUGUCAUGAUCUUUGAAGAGGACGGAUCGUAUGUCUACAAGGAGUUUGAGGACAUGGUCGCCACCAGGUGCACAUGUCGCUAAACUGCCUACCAACCAAUACUUGUUUUUCUUCCUACCUCUUUACAAGGCUGGAUAGCUCAACUCCUCAACAGUCUGCACAGGUGGACUCUACCUCCAGAGUGUUUCCUCAUUAUCCCAGUAUCAGAUAUUCUGACGAGCCUCAGUGAUUUCAUGAAUUUAUAAAAUUGUUGUGCAUGAUCUGGAGCAGGUGUGUUUACUUAAAAUUCAAGAAGUAUUUUAUCCCAAUGAAAAACAUGGAAAAGGUGACAUUUGUUUUCAUUUCAUUAAGGCGAGAGAAGAGAGGGUGAAAAAAUGCAUCCUAUUGUUCCAGUUGCUGUUUGCAUGAUGGCAUUGAGUCUGACACACUUGAAGAAGAAAAUGUGUGAUGUAUGAUUUAUAUAUGAUUUUCUUUUAAGUUAUUUUCUGUUAACUUAUUUUGGUUGGGUGGUCUGUUAUUCUUUCAUUUAACACAAUCGUCAAGUUUUAAGUAGCCCUGUUGUGGAUAAAAAGAUGACGAAGCAGUUACAAAUCCUUAUCAAACCUUUUACAUAUCGUUUUAUUCCUGGGGAUUACAGGCAUCUGUCUUCAUAAUGUCCAGAAUGAAAGUUGUCAAGGUUUCAGUGUGUAUUUAUUACUUCUGGUCACUGAGUGACUGCAUGCAUUAUGAAUUGACUGCAUACAUCUGACUUUGUACUGGUUGAAUGUGACUGAAAGCAUGUCAUGUCUCUUUAUACAAAUUGAAUGAAUUCACUGUGUGUCUGUGCUCAGUUUAGAGAUAACAACAGAAUGAAAAUAUGUUGACAAGUUGGAAAAUAAAAAAAAAAAUAUAUAGGCAUAAAUAUUGUCUGUCUGCAUACAGCUGGCUAAAAUGCUCACAACAGGGAAUAUAUGCAGUAAAGA
Solea senegalensis (Senegalese sole) is the source of this 3606-nucleotide messenger RNA. It is a transcript of the gene gdf9, whose product is annotated as growth differentiation factor 9. The record is from RefSeq and is a predicted model, not a curated record. The transcript has 2 exons. Gene Ontology annotation, cellular component: extracellular region. Gene Ontology annotation, molecular function: cytokine activity; growth factor activity. Bases 1417 to 2727 code for a protein of 436 amino acids. Gene Ontology annotation, biological process: BMP signaling pathway; SMAD protein signal transduction. Lineage: Eukaryota; Metazoa; Chordata; Actinopteri; Pleuronectiformes; Soleidae.